GGCUCCGGCCACGCACCUCACGAGUCACCAGGGACAGGGACAAACGCUACGCAAAAUCAACGAACGCCCAGCGCCCAGUCAAACACUCGGACCCCUUCUCCUCCCUUCCCCCCCUCGCCGCCUCCCCGGACCCCGUCCCGAUCCCACCGAACCCAUGGCGUCGGAGAUCGAGGUGCUCGAGGACACCACCACCUCCUCGACCUCCCUCGUCGCGGCCGCGGCCGCGGCCGCGGCCCCUUCCGCCGCGGAGGGCGCGGGGGCGCCGGCGGAGGACGAGUCGCUGAAAAACGACGUGUACACCGCGGCGGCGUACGGCGAUCUGGAGAAGCUGCAGCGGCUGGUGGAGGGGGAGGGCCGCCCGGUCACCGAGCCCGACGGCGGGGGCUACCACGCGCUCCAGUGGGCCGCGCUCAACAACCGCGUCGCCGCCGCGCAGUACAUCCUCGAGCAUGGAGCAGACAUAAAUGCUGUGGAUCACACUGGACAAACAGCACUUCACUGGAGUGCUGUACGUGGUCAUAUUCAAGUUGCUGAACUACUUCUGAAAGAAGGAGCUAAGGUGGAUGCUGCUGAUUUAUAUGGGUAUCAGGCGACACAUGUUGCAGCACAGUAUGGUCAGACUGCAUUCAUUUACCACAUUGUUGCGAAAUGGAAUGCUGAUCCAGAUAUCCCUGAUAAUGAUGGAAGGAGCCCUUUACACUGGGCUGCUUAUAAGGGAUUUGCAGACUCCAUACGGCUUCUUUUGUUUUUGGAUGCUUAUAGGGGACGGCAAGACAAAGAAGGUUGUACUCCUUUACAUUGGGCUGCUAUUCGGGGGAACCUUGAGGCAUGCACUGUCUUAGUUCAGGUUGGCAAAAAGGAUGAUUUGAUGGUGAAAGACAAAACUGGCUUAACUCCAGCACAGCUUGCUGCCGAUAAGAAUCAUCGGCAAGUUGCAUUUUUCCUCGACAAUGCUAGGAGGGUACACGACAGAGGAUGUGGUGCAAACACCAGAUUUGGGAAAUUGUCAAAAUUAGGGCUUGCUCCUCUUCUUUGGUGCACCAUUAUUGGCAUGCUUAUUAUUUACAUGCACUCUGUUAUAUCAGGACAAUAUGCCACAACUAUGACAGCACCAUUUGGGAUGUUCGCAUGGUCAGGAGUUUUUCUUGCAACAGCUGGCUUGGUCAUGUUCUAUAAAUGUAGCAGGAAAGAUCCAGGUUACAUCAACAUAAAUACAAGGGGCUCACAAAAUCAAAGGGACGAUGAACCGUUGCUGAAGAUGGAGUUAGAAAAUCCUGCACUUCUUUCUGGCAACUGGUCACAACUUUGUAUAACCUGCAAAAUAGUCAGACCUGUUCGUUCAAAACAUUGUUCUACAUGUGAUCGUUGUGUGGAGCAGUUUGACCACCACUGCCCUUGGGUAUCUAAUUGCAUAGGAAAGAAGAACAAAUGGGAAUUCUUCAUGUUCCUCACUCUAGAAGUUUUUGCAAUGAUCAUUACCGGCUCUGCUGCCAUUAUAAGAAUUGUAAGGGAUCCAGAUUCUCCAUCAUCCUUUGGUGCUUGGAUUCAUUAUUCUGCGUUCCAGCAUCCUGGGGUGGUUUCAUUUCUCGCACUGGAUUGUUUCCUUUUCUUUGGUGUUGCAGUGCUUACAGUUGUUCAAGCAUCACAGAUUGCAAGGAACAUUACAACAAAUGAGAUGGCAAAUUCCAUGAGAUAUGCAUAUCUCAGAGGCCCAGGUGGCAGAUUCAGGAACCCAUAUGAUCAUGGGAUUCGCAAAAACUGCUCUGACUUCUUGUUCAAUGGAUACAAUGAGGACACUGAACGGCUAGACCAGGCAUUGCACACUGAUGAGGAAAUGGGAAUGAUACAGAUGACAAGUGCAGUUUCACAGAAUGGUGACAAUCAUUUACAUCAUGCUAAUGGCACCGACCAUAGUUGCGCUGAUUCACAAGCAAACUCAAAACCUCAUAGCCAAGUGGGUUCAUCUCAGUGUUGUGAUCACAGUAAGAAGACUGAUAGGACACCGUUGGGCCUAGGAUUGGGCCUUGGGCGAAACAGUGCGUCCCGGCAGUAUGUUCGGUCUCUUAUCCCAUUGUGAUCCAUCAUUUGGAGAUCAUGUGUUUGUUUUGCUGUAGAUUGGAUUUGUUCACUGCUCCGGCUCCAUCUUCUGUUAUACGUGCCCUUGACAUGGUUCACCAUGUAGCUUUGGUUGGGCAGGGUUAACAUUGUUGGGCCAUUAGCUCAGGAAUACUCUCAGGUAUAUCUAGUGUUGUAGUUUUGCGGUGAACUCAGAGAAGUUGAAGGUAAGAAUACCAGAUGAUCUGCAGUCAGGAAACACCAGAGAGCUUGUGCAGAAAAGGUAACAAGUUAUGGGCUUAUGGCAGAUGCACUACCAUGAGAUGUCUUUAUAAUUGUUGUGUACAUCAGAUUCGGUGGUACCCCCAUACGAGUUUGGAAAAGGUAACUGUAAAUUGAGAAUUGUAAAUUGAUCAGUAAGCUCAGUGCAGUGCUAGCUGUUUUCCUACUUUCCAUUCAUUUUUGGGUCGGGUUAUUGUUAUGAACCACGGAAAGAAUUUUCAGUUUUUCGGUAUGGGUACCCCAGUUACAGUUAGUCUGGUUAUUGGUACUGGUGGUGCACGAUUGUGUGAGUGCUUCAGAGUUUAGGAUAUUGUUGUCACGAAACAUGUUUAUACUGACAGAAAGAUUGAUGGAAGUUGUAUGGUAAAUAGCUGUACUUUGCCAUGUUACUGUGGCAUGACUA
Messenger RNA from Sorghum bicolor (sorghum), 2740 nucleotides. Its product is annotated as protein S-acyltransferase 24. The transcript has 13 exons. Bases 155 to 2077 code for a protein of 640 amino acids. Lineage: Eukaryota; Viridiplantae; Streptophyta; Magnoliopsida; Poales; Poaceae. The record is from RefSeq and is a predicted model, not a curated record. Gene Ontology annotation, cellular component: Golgi membrane. Gene Ontology annotation, biological process: protein palmitoylation. Gene Ontology annotation, molecular function: protein binding; palmitoyltransferase activity.